Molecule: messenger RNA, 1566 nt
Organism: Sinocyclocheilus grahami
Lineage: Eukaryota; Metazoa; Chordata; Actinopteri; Cypriniformes; Cyprinidae
Product: secretogranin-3
Exons: 8
Coding region: 1-1074 (357 amino acids)
Biological process (GO): protein localization to secretory granule
Cellular component (GO): secretory granule membrane
Source: RefSeq, a predicted model, not a curated record
AUGUGUUCCUUUUCAGAUGAUCCUGAAAGUUUUCGGCAGCUGGAUGGGACCCCGCUAACAGCUCAUGACAUCGUCCAGAAAAUCGCCAACAAAAUCUACGAAGAGGAUGACCGAGGAGUGUUUGACAGAAUUGUGUCUAAACUGCUCAAGUUGGGUCUAAUCACAGACAGUCAGGCAGAGACGCUGGAGUAUGAGGUUGCUGAAACCCUGCAGGAGCUGAUCACUAAAAAUGCCAAAGAUAACAUGAUUGGAGACCUCAGUAUGGACUACCCUGUUAAUGCAGCAAAAGAUACAGAGAACAGUAUGGAUGAGGAAGACAGGCCCAGUCAACGAUAUGAUGACGAGGAUGAAGGUGAUGAUGAUGAUGGUGGCAAUGAUAAUAAUGGUGACGAAGAACAGGAGGAGGAGAGCAGAGAUGAUACAGUGAGGGCUGAAGACUCAUAUGAGGCUGUGAGCGAUGGGAACGACAGAAACGAACUCAAUCCAGAAGACGGACUGCAGGACCUUCAAUUCUUCCCCAACUUUUACAGACUCCUGAAGAGUCUCGACUCAGAGCAAGAUAAAGAGGAGAGAGAAACCCUGAUCACCAUCAUGAAGACCUUGAUUGACUUUGUGAAGAUGAUGGUCAAAUAUGGAACCAUCACACCUGAAGAAGGAGUGUCUUAUCUGGAAAAUCUGGAUGAAAUGAUUGCCCUGCAGACCAAGAACAAGCUGGGCAAAUCUCUGGUUCCUCUCGGCAUUACACCCCCUACAGGAAAACCAUUGGAUGAUGAUGACAACACCAAAACAGAAGCUGGCAAAAUGCAGAAGGAGUAUGAGUCUCUGAAAGACUCAACCAAAGACGUCCAGACUGCUGCUGAAAUCAGUCAUCCUGGGAAGUCUGAGAGUUAUCUGGAGGCGAUCAGGAAGAACAUUGAAUGGCUGAAAAAACACAACAAGGAAAGCAACAAAGAAGAUUAUGACCUCUCCAAGCUGAGGGACUUCAUGGACCAGCAGGUGGAUGCAUACAUCGACAAAGGCAUCCUUGAGAAGGACGACGGUGACGUAAUCAAGAGAAUCUACGGAAGCCUGUAGGAACCACAAGUCCAGCUUCACAUGUAACAGUGUAACAGACUUUCUACUAAAUACUUGGACUGGGCAUACUAACACAGAUCCUAAUGCUUUAACUCCUCAUAAAUAAGAUUUAGUCUGCAACUCAGACAGUAUUUCUGCAGAAUAAUUCCCUCCAGAAGGCAAUAUCCUCUCUCAGUGCAGUCAGCAAUAGAACACAAUCUAGUUCUAGAUAAGCCACAAAUCAUAUUUGAGUUGUAAGUGUUCUUACGCAUUAGGACCGAAUAACACCACUGGCUACCUAGAAGAAUGAAAUUCAGUGGAUUGUUUUGGUAUGACUUGAAAAUCAGAGAAAAUAGAAGCUUUUGCACCUGUCCUACUUUUGCAAUAGACUCUUACAGCGUCAUAUGCAUAUAUCUGUACGCAACAUUCAUUCACGUAUGGUGUAUAUCAUUUUCUCCUCUUAUUUGAUAAAGCAGAUGAACCUGUAUUAUUCUUUCUCAACCAACCAACCAA